UGGCCGAGCGUGCGCGCGCCGCUGCCUGGGCCCAGACGCCUUGCUCUCACCCGGCGGGGGCCCGUGGCCGGAUCCAGCGUGGCGUUUCGGGUGCCUGCGGGAAGCGCGUUUGCCGCCAAGGAGGGAGCGAAGGGGGCCGGCCCUGCAUGAGCGGCCGGCAGCCGCAGAGGCCCCCCAGCCCGGCCGUGGCGCCUGAGGGAUGGUCCGCGGCUUCGCUCCACAGCCUGCUUCCCAGAACGAGAGAGGAGUUUUCGCGGGGCUUCCGCAGGGCGGGAGCGGAACGGGGCCUGGCCUCGUUGCUCCGGCAGGCGGCCGAGCUGCUCUACCGGCAGCCGGAAGGCCUCGCGCGCGGGCCGGGAAGGGACGCCUGCCUGCAGCUGGGCGAGAGAAUCUGCGACUAUGCCUGGGAAAAGCUGAACACGGGGCCGUGGAGGGAAGUGGACAAGGGCUGGCGCCAGGCCUAUGCCUAUGGCUGCCUCGUCCGGGUGCUCUGCCUCUGUCAGGGCAGUGGCGGGCCUUCCGUGGAAGCCGUGCGCAUCUGUGACAUGGGGCUGCUGCUCGGCGCAUCCAUCCUGGACAACAUCCUGGGUAGGAUGGUCGAUUUACUUCAGAAGCACCUACCUUGCCACAAAAGGCCUGCUGUAGGAGAUGCCGAGAAACCCCUUAAAAAGAAAAUCUCAAAGCAAUUCUCACUGGCUCCUGCUGUAAAAGCAGAAGCUGUUAUACCACGGCUUCUGUGCCCAUCGCUAGAACAUUUCCGAGACAAUUAUCUAAUCCCUCAAAAGCCACUGAUCUUGGAGGGAAUUAUCGACCACUGGCCAUGCAUGAAGAAGUGGAGUGUGGACUACAUCCAGCAGGUGGCUGGCAACCGCACCGUCCCUGUGGAGCUGGGGUCUCGUUACACUGACACAGAAUGGACUCAAAGCCUCAUGACUGUGGACAGCUUCAUCAGGCAAUACAUCAAGAAUGAGUUUCAGAACCAGACAGGAUACCUUGCUCAGCACCAACUUUUUGACCAGAUCCCAGAACUGAAGCAGGAUAUUGGCAUCCCUGACUAUUGCUGCCUUGGCAAAGGAGAUGAAGAGGACAUCACCAUUAAUGCCUGGCUUGGCCCAGCAGGGACCAUCUCACCCCUUCAUCAGGACCCACAGCAGAACUUCCUAGCCCAGGUCAUGGGACGGAAGUACAUCCACCUGUAUUCUCCUGACCAGCGCGAAAUGCUCUAUCCACACGAAGGCCACAUCCUUCACAACACUAGUCAGGUGGAUGUAGAAAAACCUGACUUAGUGAAAUUCCCCAAGUUUGAAGCGGCUACAUCCCAAGCCUGUAUCUUAAGCCCAGGACAAGCAUUGCUGCCCUCAUGAGUGGAAAGUGCUUGAAAACUGCUGUCAUAGCUUCUGUUUGCUCAAGGCUAAACAUGUCUAGUUCCUUCAACAUUUCCUCACAGAACUUAUGUCCAGAACUGGAUCACAUACUGAAAAUGAGGUCCAACCAGUUCAGAGUAGACGAACUGUUAAAUACCUUUAUUUAGAAAGUGUACUUCUAUUGAUGCAAGCUAGAUUCUAUUUGCCUUUUUUGCAGCCAUAUCACACAGAUGACACAGUUUACAAUCCACCACAAUUCCAUUUUUUUUUCACAUGUUAAACCAGGUAUCCCCCAACUAUACCUGCGGGGUGGUGGGGUUUGUUUGUUUGGCCUGUCUUGUUACAGCAGUUUUCUAACCUAUAUAUUUUUUUUGUUUCUGCCUUCUAAGGUUUUGCCUUUUCCUUGCAGUUCUGUGUCAUUACAAAUUUAAUAAGCAUUCUCUCCCUGUUCCUCCAAGUCAUUAAUAAAACAUUUAAGAACACACAGCCCAGGAUGGAGACUUGCAGCACCUCACUCAACACCAUCCUGCAGUUCGAUGGUGCAGGCUGCUGCUGCUGUGAGCAUUCUUUGACUUGUUCUCCAGACAAGAUACUCUCCAGUCUGUGCUGAAUAAGCUUGCUGAGCAGUCCUUUGUCAGACAUCCUUCUGAAAUCAAGAUAGAUUCAUGGCAUUUCCAUAACCUACUAAGGAAACACCUGAAAGAGGAAAAGAUUAGUCUGGCAGAACGUAUUCUUAACAAAUCUAUGCUGGCUUCCAGCAGUGACUGUAGUAGUCUCAUAGGGCCUAUAGAUCAAAUCCUUCAUAAUCUGCUCUAGAAUCUUUCAAGGUAUUGAAGUCAAAUUGUGUGGUCACCAUUCUCAAUGAUUCCUCAAAGACAGGGGUCCUCUAACUUUUUAAAUGGGGCCAGUUCACUGUCCCUCAGACUGUUUGGAAGGGCAGACUAUAGUUUGAAAAAAAUAGCUAAAGAAACCCCCAAAGGAACAGCUAAAGUGACCCCCCCAUCUCAUUUCUCAACAAGGAAGUGUAAAGAGAAAAAUUUCGCUACAGCCUCCUGCUGCUGCUGUGGCCAAUUUAAAGAGCAAUCAGAGUGAGUUUUACUCCUCAAAAACAAGGAAACAGAAAGCCCCAAAUAGACAAUGCUGUGGAGUGGACAGUGGAGAAUCAUCUAACCCCGCCAAGGGACUUGAAUUUGUUAAAAGAAACCCCCAGAGAAACAGCAAAAGUGACCUCCUCCCAGCCUCAUUUCUCAACAAGGAAGUGUGGAGAGGAAAAUUUCACAAGAGCCUCAGGCUGGCCAGCAGACACAGGGAAAAAAGCAGACCGGUUUAAAUGAACAAGUUGACUUCAUGCAAACGGGAAUGCUUAGAGGGACUUAAAAAUGGAUAUAAAAAGUUAUAUUUUUCUUACCUUCAA
Varanus komodoensis (Komodo dragon) is the source of this 2778-nucleotide messenger RNA. It is a transcript of the gene KDM8, whose product is annotated as lysine demethylase 8. Bases 147 to 1364 code for a protein of 405 amino acids. The transcript has 8 exons. Gene Ontology annotation, cellular component: nucleus. The record is from RefSeq and is a predicted model, not a curated record. Gene Ontology annotation, molecular function: histone H3K36 demethylase activity. Lineage: Eukaryota; Metazoa; Chordata; Lepidosauria; Squamata; Varanidae.